Rhineura floridana is the source of this 5644-nucleotide messenger RNA. RefSeq names its product sphingomyelin synthase 2 (gene SGMS2). Gene Ontology annotation, biological process: sphingomyelin biosynthetic process; ceramide biosynthetic process. The transcript is spliced from 6 exons. Bases 1142 to 2239 code for a protein of 365 amino acids. Gene Ontology annotation, molecular function: ceramide cholinephosphotransferase activity; sphingomyelin synthase activity. NCBI's taxonomy places the organism in Eukaryota, Metazoa, Chordata, Lepidosauria, Squamata, Rhineuridae. Gene Ontology annotation, cellular component: endoplasmic reticulum membrane; Golgi membrane. The record is from RefSeq and is a predicted model, not a curated record.
GUCUAGCAAAAAGCCGAGAAGAGAAGCAGAAUUGGAACCCUUGAAUUCCGCCAAGACUUAAUCCUAAAGGGAGUUUCCUUCUUGUAGCUGACGUGUUAAGGUAGCCUUAAAAUACAGAGCAGGAUUUUUCAAGCUGAACCUUGCUCGUUUUCCUUGAGUAUCUGCUCCACAACUCUCUAACUCAGAAUAUUUUAAUUGAAAUGGAGUGAAGUGCAUGUAUGCACCAAUCCAUAGUUUGGCUUGAUCCUUAUGCCAAAUCUUUCCUUUCCCCACCUUUAGCGCCUGACUGGAAUGGGACUUCCUAUAGCCUUGAUUUAAUAUAUAUAUAUAUAUAUAUAUAUAUAUAUAUAUAUAUAUAUAUUUCCCUUCCUCUAGAGGUCUUAACCGGUUUUUCUAGCCCAGCCUUCGAAUAGCAGCAGGGCUAGGAUGAGUCACUGUUUGGAAAUGGAGUGGGCGUGUGUGUGAAUGUAAGAGAAUGAAUGAUGUCAGGCGAGGCUGUGGUAGACAGGGGAAGGGAGGGGACAAGCAAAGAGCAUGAAACUGGCUGUAAACACAGCGGCGGCUCCAGAAGCAGCAACGGCAUACCAGUCCAGCCUGCCAGCCGUUAGUCUCUGUCUCCCAGGAGCCGCCCUCACGUAGAGGAAAUAUCUCCAGCUGUUGCACUACCGAGGUAACGGUGCAUACGGCAUUCGCCUGAAGAGGUGUGAGUCAAAGAGAGAAGAAGAAUAGCUGCCUGCAAGGGAAACGGAAACUUUCUUCUAACUGUUUCUCCUUGCGGCUCCUAGCCCAGUGGUGGGAGUGCCUCUGUUUCUGGCCAGAGGACCUGCGAAUGCCAAAGAGCUUGGAGGCUAUAAAGGAGGCUUCUCUACCGAUUGCUGGAAGGCAGAGCUAUCGUUGAAGCUGUUUUUCUCUCCACAUAAAUAGAGAAUGUAUUCAUGACACCUGGAGGAAAAACCUGCGAGACUCUUUCCAUAGAACUGAAGCUAUAACUGAAUGAGAAAGUGGAACCCAAAGUUUCUGCAUGUUUUGUUAAAAGACCAAAAUUGGCUGGAAGUACAGGAGGCAGACUUUAAAAAGAAGCAGAAGAUCAUUUUUGAAAUCAUUCAGGAAUUUAUUAGUUUUGCCACACGUGCUAGGCCUGAUGGAUACCAUAGAGACAGCAAAACUUGAAGAGAACAUGGAAGGCCAGAACAAUGAAACUGCAAAUGGUUAUGCUCAACCUGCACUCACUGUCAGUGAGGAGAGCAAGAAUGGCAGCAGCAAACCAAAGAGUUUGUCCAAUGGCUUGCGAAAAGGUUCUAAGAAGUAUCCAGACUAUAUACAGAUUUCUAUGCCCGCCGAAUCUAGAAACAAAUUCCCUUUAGAAUGGUGGAAAACAGGCAUUGCUUUUGUGUAUGCUGUUUUCAACUUAAUUUUGACGACUGUCAUGAUCACAGUGGUACAUGAGAGGGUGCCUCCCAAGGAGCUCAGUCCUCCAUUGCCAGAUAAGUUUUUUGAUUAUAUUGAUCGUGUGGAAUGGGCUUUUUCUGUAUCAGAAAUAAAUGGAAUUAUACUAGUUGGAUUAUGGAUAAUGCAGUGGCUGUUUCUCAGAUACAAAUCAAUAGUGGGACGAAGGUUCUUUUUUAUACUGGGAACUUUGUACCUCUACCGCUGCAUUACCAUGUAUGUCACUACCUUACCUGUGCCUGGAAUGCAUUUUCAGUGUGCUCCAAAGCUUAAUGGAGAUUCUCAAGCCAAGGUUCAGCGGAUCCUGAGACUAAUUUCAGGUGGUGGACUGUCUAUAACAGGCUCACACAUCUUAUGCGGAGAUUUCCUGUUCAGUGGUCACACUGUAGUGCUAACGAUCACAUACCUAUUUAUAAAGGAAUAUUCACCUCGCCACUUUUGGUGGUAUCACUUGAUCUGCUGGUGUAUGAGCAUUGCUGGAAUAAUCUGCAUCUUAGUAGGACAUGAACAUUACACUGUAGAUGUCAUCAUUGCUUAUUAUAUCACCACAAGGCUCUUCUGGUGGUACCAUUCAAUGGCUAAUGAAAAGAACUUGAAAAUCUCAUCACAGACGAACUUUCUGUCUCGAGCAUGGUGGUAUCCAAUAUUCAAUUUUUUUGAAAAGAAUAUACAAGGCUCAGUACCUUGCUGUUUCUCAUGGCCAAUAUCUUGGCCCCCUAGCUGUUUCAAGUCUUCAUGCAAAAAAUAUUCCCGGGUUCAGAAAACAGGAGAGGACAAUGAAAAAUCCACCUGAAGAAAAUGAAGACAAGAAAAUGGAUCAUUCUUUACCUUUCCCAAAACAUUUGUGCUAUAACCAAAGCUCUUAAGGUGACUAGAUUGUUAACUGAAGAAGUGGACCAAACUUUGUGAAACUGAUCUGACAAAAGACAAUUGUAGACACACACACAAAAAUUAUUACCCCUUGGUAUGUUUUUCUAGUCAUAUUGUACAAUUCCAUCCCACUCUUCAGUGUUAGUAGGCACUGGCACUCAGUGGCGCUCUGGUGCCAACAGAACACUUCCUGAGGAGAAGAGGAGCCGGGACUUUGGUUUCUUAAUGAGAUUAAGAGGUGCCAAAGAACACAUCACACCAUCUGUUGUUAAAUAUCACUCAUCCCACAGAAGCACCGAAACAAAAUAUCUGCUUCAUACUCGUAGAGUUUGAAGAGCAAAACCAUAGUAAAUGAUAAAAGGCACAUUACUGGUCUUUCUAGCUGUACGCAGAGAGUAACUUGGCAGGCAGUGGUUUUAUUAUUCUCACUAGUGAAGGCAAGACUUGUUACACAUGACUGGUGAAACCAGAAGUGAGCCUUGAUCUUUUUAUAAUCUUUUAUGGGAAUGAAUAUAUACGACCCUGUAAUGCCACCUCAGAUUCCAUAUACUCUGUCUACCCUCUAUCGAUUUUUACAUUUUUUUAAAUAAGUGGUAAUUUUAUAUAUCUCUCUAUAUAUGAAAAUAAAACUUAUUUUACCUGAUGAUACUGUUAAUUAGAAAUAAUGUCUAACGUCAUCGGGGGUUCUACAACAGGAAAAAUUAUUUAUUGUUAAAAUACAUAUAUGUAAGGCAAGAGAAUUAUUUAAAUUUCUGCUGGUCAGUUAGCCUGCAAUGAAUGUGUGGUGCAUGUGCAUAACACAUUUUGAGUAUGUACACUUUACAGUGCAUGCUCAAAAUGUGGAGGCUCUGCAAUAGCAAGAGAAUGUUGACAAUCUUUCAGACCAUGACUGAAAAUACAGGUAGACCAAUGGAUGUGAAUAGUGGCUUAAUGGCCGUUGUCGGCAUUCAUAGAUGUAAAUUGAUAAUUUUGAAUGUUCAUAAGAUUCCUGUAGGAUUGUUAACAUUCCUUUGAUUGUUCCUAUAAUAUACAUGUACAUGACCAUGCAUUUAUGCACGCAUAGCAAAUCAUAUAUGAACAAAUGAACCAUUUAAAUGCUCUGGGAGACAAAAGGUCCACUGAUCCUUCAUUCACUCGUUUUGGUCUUGUGUAAAAGGAUUUUUUGAAGGCUUAAAAAGAAAUGUUAUAAUAUGCAGAAUUUAUAGAACAUGGGACCUGAGAGCCAGAUGUGAUGCAUUUACAGAUGAACAUCACUUUGUUUUUCCUUGGUGUGAAUUUCAGUUGUUGCCCCAAGGUUAUUCACUGCAAUAGGUGUGUUUGUUUCACUAUUAUCUAACACGAUAUUUAUUAUUAAAUGGUCAUGUGGCCAGUCUGCUACCUUCUUGUUUUCAGGAUUUUUUUGGUUCGACAAAGUAUGCCUGUAUAAUAUGAACUGUAUAUGUAGAAACACCCAAUCUAUUAAGCUGAUGUUUAGGAAAGCUAACAUGGCCCACUUGUUUUUGUUGUUGUUGUUGUACAGGAAUCAAACAGUGUCAUUAGUAUUACAAUAUCUAGCAUUUAAAUAUGCUGUAUUUUUCCUUGUUGCCAAUUGCUUUUUAAAAAAACAAAGAACACUGUAAACGUAACAACUAGAGAAAUAACUAUUGAAUUUGCUUAGGUCUAAUCAGUUACUAUAAAAAUAAUGCUUUGAAGAUUAUCAUUAAUGAAAUAAUGAGAUAAUUGGAUUAGAAAAUUUGUUCUAACUUAAAAUUCAGUAUGUAGAUGUGGAUCCUUCUUCCAUUCACAGAUCAGACUGCUAAGCUAAUUCUCAUUUUCAGAAGCUCACUUUGGCAACAGCAAAUCCUUUUGCAAAUAAUGCAUCCUGAUAACAAAAGAUAGCUAAGUAUGUUAAUUCAGCCAGAUGCCUUACUGUUACAGGUUACUUUUCUUCGCUAGAAAUAUUUAACAUACUCAUUUGCUCUCAGGCCAGUUACAUGGACAUGCACAGUGUUUUUUGGGUUAAUAACUAACCAGGCCUUUUAGUAAACAAUUAAGUGUAGCUGCUGAUAAAACAACAUAUUAAGAAUUAAAACUCAAGGCUAAAAGCAAGCUUACUUGUGCUUCAUCUCCAUUGGAGACAGUGGCCAUGGUCCUGAGAAAUAUGGGGGAAAUAUGUAGCAGGACUCAUUAUUAUUUAAAUGUAUUAGACAGUUUUUUGACAGAAGUGAACCCAAAGUGACUUACAAUCAAAAGAUUGAAACAAAUAUACACAAGGCCUCAUGGCAGUCAUAGAGGUCAUAUAUAUAUAUAUAUAUUUAAAAAGCACAUCUCACUUCUACACAGGCACCAUCUGUGGUUAAAAACUUGGAAACAUUCCAAAACAUCAGCCAUCCCAAAUCAGAUUUCAGGCAGCUUCAAAUGUGGCAAAGUGUAUAGAGCAGAAAUGACUGGUGUAUAAAUAUAGCAGUAUUCAGUCUGGGUAGAUGUGUGCAUGUGUUUGCACAUUAACAAUUUACACCUGGCUUGCCUGCAACUUUGCCUGUAACAAAGUGUUUCUCGUAGGCAUUUUAUCACAUUUAAAGCAACUCAAGCUGGACUCAUACUUGGUUAUUUCAAAAACAAGUAGCCAUAUAGGCUGUAGACUUCUGUUUGGAGGGAAAGUCCUCUUGUGUAUUCGGUUCAGUCCAAAUUUAAAGGUACAUGUGCAGAAACAGCCUCUCUCAAGUCGUCAGCCUGCUGUCUAAACUUUAAAAAGUUAAGAGAUUUGACACAAAAGCGCUGAGAGAGACCACCUAGAUUUGAGAGUUAUCAUCCAUGACUGACACAUACACGACUUGUUGGACUGUAGCAAACAAGUGUGGUUCAGAGAAAGUUGGGCUGUUUGUGUCCCAUUUGAAAUCUGUGUAACUGAAAUCACAAUUUUGUGCUUUUAAAAUGAUGUUGAUUUUCAAAGGGACUUAAGCAUGUUUGACUGACUGUAAAUUGCUUUCAACCCUAAAGCACGAGCAUAUGGUAUUCAAAUAGUAUAUUUUAAUUAAUUGACCAGUAUAUUUAUGAAGAGAGAGAAGAAUAAACUUGCUUAGCUGGACAACUAUUUCAAGAUGAAUAGUAUGAAAUUUAAGCUUGUUGGUUUCUCAUGUCUCUUGUUAUGGAUGAGAAAUAACAAAAUUUCAAAAUAAAUGAAUCCAUCUACUUAGAUGGCAGGUAAAAUGUGACAGAUCGGAAGAUAAUUGUUAGCAAAGGAACUCCCAGUAUGCAAGUGCUCUAUUUGAAAACAGCUUCAGGAUUAGCCACCUGACAAAUAGGAAAAUAGUAAUUGUGUAACAUUAAAAAUUAUAUAGUUGCUGUU